Mytilus californianus (California mussel) is the source of this 669-nucleotide messenger RNA. RefSeq lists its product as uncharacterized. NCBI's taxonomy places the organism in Eukaryota, Metazoa, Mollusca, Bivalvia, Mytilida, Mytilidae. Gene Ontology annotation, cellular component: membrane. Bases 35 to 613 code for a protein of 192 amino acids. The record is from RefSeq and is a predicted model, not a curated record. The transcript has 4 exons.
GACUUCAAUACCCAGCGACUGCGUCCGAUGAAGGAUGCAUAGAGGAAUUAUAACAACGGGUACACGAGGACAGCCGAUGGGUGGCUAUCCUCCACCGUUUCAAGGAUUUGCGCCACCCGGUACAGGAUUUGCUCCUCCCGGAAGUGGCUAUCAUCCACCAGGACAAGGAUUUGCGCCGCCCGGUACAGGUUUUGCACCACCUGGACAAGGAUUUUCGCAACCUUCACCACCCGCCUAUCCUCCACCACCAUACACACAACCUCCUCCGCCUGAACAAGGAUAUCCUCCUCCUCCUGAAGCUGUAUACUAUCAACCAAAACCAGUUGGUAUUGUUGUUUUACCAGAUAAUUCUGGACGUGUGCAGAGAACACCUCCCCCAGACUGGACAGUUCCGGCUGUAAUUGCAUGCAUCUUCUGCGCAUGGCCAUGCGGAUUGAUUGCAAUAUUGUCAAGUAGAAGUGCUAAAAAGGCACACGAACAAGGAGAUUACAUCUCGGCACGUACGAGAGCUGAUAAUGCCAAAAAACUUAUAAUUUUCAGUGUUAUUGUUGGGUUAUUUUGCUAUGUCUAUAUAAUAUACUCACAAGUUCGAAAUGUCGCAAUGUAUGAUUGACAAACACUUGUCUUUUUAAAGACGUAAUUGAAAAAAACUGAUCUUAGUUGAAAUGA